ACUGGACGUUUCUGUUACGUCUUGGCAGUGCCUCACUCCAAGACUAAUUCAAACGCUUCACUCUCUCCGUCUCUCGGAAACCAUUCAUUUUAACUCCUUCAAACUGUACAACCCUGCUCUGUUGUCUUUUCUCUCGGUUUUUUUUUUUCAGUCUUAACCUGAAAUUCUAUAAAAACUCUUUAUUGAACUUUCAAUCCUGUGCACUUUGUUUUUUAAGCUACGAACAUUAAUGGAGUUGAGAAAUUCAGGAUGGGUCACCUAAUCCAAAUUCCAAUACCCACUUCUUUAUAUCCCUUAAACAAACAGAUGCAAAACACAAAGUUCCGAAAUUUCCGGUGCAUUUGACACGGCGUUCUUUUUGUUUCCUCAACCAAAACUUUUUCCGAUUCUGGGUGUCUUCCUAAUGUCGACAGUGGAAAUGUCCCACCACAUCGAUUUGGAGCAAGGGGGUCACCGUCGCUCCGGCACCGGAAGUGACGUCAGCGCCGACGCUAGUGUCUGCUUCUCGGACGCCGAUGAGGGCUCCUGCUAUUCCCAGUUCUUUUCCACGAAUGGUGGGUCUUACGACGAGUACAGCUUCGCUUGUGUGUACGAUCCUGAGAUUGGGAACGGCUCGGGCUCUCGGAGGGACUCUUUGUCGUCAGCCUCGGAUUGCUCGGUGGAGGUGGAGAUUGAGACUGGGGUCCCCGAAGUCAAGGUGCAUUUGGCUAAAGCAGAAAGUGAUUGUAGGAUUUGUCAUCUCGGUUUGGAGAGUAAUAGCCAUGAAUCCGGGGUUCCUAUAGAGUUGGGUUGUUCCUGUAAAGACGAUUUGGGUGCAGCCCACAAGAACUGUGCUGAGGCCUGGUUCAAGAUUAAGGGAAAUAAGACCUGUGAGAUAUGCCAUUCUGUUGCACAUAAUGUCUUUGGAUCAAAUGAGAUUGCAUCAAUGGAGAAUUCAAGCGAGGCCAAUGAUACCACAGCAGCAGCUAUAGUUGCAGCAGUGUCCAUGGCAGAGACACGAAGCUUCUGGCGCGGCCACCGAUUUGUGAAUUUCCUGCUUGCUUGCAUGGUAUUUGCAUUUGUCUUAUCAUGGCUUUUUCACUUCAAUGUUCCAUCGUAAUAAGAUUCUGUGAAGGGUCAUUGAGGAAAGGGUUCAGUAAAAAAGAACUAUACACAUUCUGUAAAAGGACCUGCCAAAUUGUAGCUAUGAUGAUGGUAAUGGGAGAGUCUCAGUCGUCAAGCCUCCCAACGUUUAUAAAUAUAGAAUACAACUUAAUCUGCUCUACAAUACUCGUAGAGAGUUUGGUUUUCACA
Messenger RNA from Juglans regia (Persian walnut), 1293 nucleotides. RefSeq lists its product as uncharacterized. Gene Ontology annotation, molecular function: zinc ion binding. The record is from RefSeq and is a predicted model, not a curated record. Lineage: Eukaryota; Viridiplantae; Streptophyta; Magnoliopsida; Fagales; Juglandaceae. The transcript is spliced from 2 exons. The coding region runs from base 404 to 1099 and encodes 231 amino acids.